AUGGUGUUGGAUGACCUGAUGCCCUUGGAUGACCUGAUGGUGUUUGAUGACCUGAUGGUGCUUGGUGACCUGAUUGUGCUGGGUGACCUGAUGGUGUUGGGUAACCUGAUGGUGCUGGGUGGCCUGAUGGUGUUGGAUGAUCUGAUGUUGUUGGGUGACCUGGUGGGUGACCUGAUGGUGGGUGACCUGAUGAUGUUAGAUGACCUAAUGGUGUUAGGUGACUUGGUGGUGUUAGGUGACCUGAUGGUUUUGAAUGACCUGAUGGUGUUGGGUGACCUGAUGGUGUUGGAUGACCUGACUGAUGCGGAGUACCUCAUGUUUGUAGGGCCACCGCCAUCAAAGGCAAACAAGUUUUCCUUUGGCCAGUUUUAUGACGAUUUUUCAAAACUACUGGAUGAUAUCACUUUGAAAAAAGGAAACUUGCUAUUGAUGGGUGAUUUCAACAUUCAUUAUGAGAGUGCAUGUAAACCUGAGGUCAAGAAAUGUGUCAAGCUGCUAGAGUCACAUGGUCUUACCCAGCUUGUUUUUGAACCUACUCACAGGAACGGUCACACACUUGAUUGGAUAGUUGCUCGGCAUAGAGAAGAUGUGGUGCAAGACAUCCUUGUUGAAGAUAGACAAUCAUCUGAUCAUUUCUGGAUAACUGUAGAACUCAGUUUUCUCAAACCAACUGAGGGACCUGUCGAAGUUCAGUGUAGAAACCUUAAGCUUGUUUCCCGUGAAGACUUUGCUAGGGAUCUUCAGUCUUCAAAGUUACUCACAGAACCUUCAGAGGAUGUGAAUGAACUUGCUGAUCUCUAUAACACAACACUGAUUCAACUCAUGGAUUCUCAUGCCCCUUGUGUCACUAGAUACAGGCGACUCAGGCAUGAACCACAGUGGUACAAUGAUCAGAUACUUCUCGCAAAAACCCACAGGCGCAAGUCGGAGCGUAAGUGGAGGAAAACCAGGCUUGAAAUUCAUCGGCAGAUGUAUAACAUGGCCCGUAAUGAAUUAAACCAGCUGAUUCGUGAGACAAAGUCAAGAUAUUACAAUGAUAAUGUAUUCUCCAAUCAGCAGAAUCCCAAAGUACUCUUUACUCAUCUGUUUUCCUUACUUGGAAAGACGUCAAACACUACUCUACCUAAUGUGGAUGAUGAUUUGACUCUUGCAAACGACUUUGGCAAGUUCUUUUCUUCUAAGAUUGAGAAGAUUAGGCAAGAAUUUUCUCCUGAGUCAAUUGCUGUAACUGGUGCACGCUUUCAAGGUGAGAGUUUUGAUUCCUUCGACCCGCUCACAGAGGAACAGAUUAUCUGCAUCAUCAAACAAUCAAAGGGCACAACGUGUACACUUGAUCCAGCCCCUACUAAAUUUGUCUUGGAAUAUUUUGACAUUUUACUUCCUGUGUUCACUCAGAUUAUCAACUUAAGCUUGAAAUGUGGCACUGUUCCAGGUUGCUUCAAGCAGGCAAUUGUGAAACCUUUGCUGAAAAAACCUGGUUUAGACUCCACCUGUUUCAGCAACUAUAGGCCAGUGUCUAAUCUUCCAUUCCUCUCCAAGGUACUUGAAAGAGCUGUGAAGAUGCAAGUUAGUCAGCACUUGAGUAAACAUGACCUCUAUCACAAAUUCCAGUCCGCCUAUAGGUCAUUCCACAGCACGGAAACAGCCCUGCUCCGUGUUGUAAAUGAUUUGCAGUGGAGCGUUGACAGGGGGGAACUCAGCCGUUCUUGUUCUCUUGGACUUAUCGGCCGCGUUUGA
Molecule: messenger RNA, 1737 nt
Organism: Haliotis rubra (blacklip abalone)
Lineage: Eukaryota; Metazoa; Mollusca; Gastropoda; Lepetellida; Haliotidae
Exons: 4
Coding region: 1-1737 (578 amino acids)
Source: RefSeq, a predicted model, not a curated record